Messenger RNA from Pseudozyma hubeiensis SY62, 309 nucleotides. RefSeq lists its product as hypothetical. The coding region runs from base 1 to 309 and encodes 102 amino acids. The transcript is spliced from 2 exons. The record is from RefSeq and is a predicted model, not a curated record. NCBI's taxonomy places the organism in Eukaryota, Fungi, Basidiomycota, Ustilaginomycetes, Ustilaginales, Ustilaginaceae.
AUGACACGCGUGUCCGUGCGAAAGGUGGUGGUGACCGUGCCUAAGGACGAUAAUGCAAGUUUGAUGGUGUGCGAGGAGGCUUUGAGGUUCAAUACGCAUCACGACAUGGUCAUCACCGACGACGAUGAGGGGGACCUCUCGUGUCUUGGAAUUCUCUCCCUCUCCCUCUCUCUCGAUUUCGUCAUGAGAGUCUGGCUCACCACAAAUGAGGCUCUGCUCCGUGAGGCACAAGAGGACGGGAUGAGUGAGCGGAAGGAACUCAUGGCCUCCGGAUGUUUACACCUCACACGAGCUGAGCAAGUAUCUUAG